AUGCGGCACUUUGGGUCCAAGCAUACACCGCACAGUGAGGUACCCUCUUUACCAUCAUCUUUUAGGGUCUCCUCCAACAACUGGACUCCCCCGCAGCCGGGUUUCAUUAAAUGUAAUGUGGAUGCAACUUUGUUUGGUUCUGGUGCUGGUUAUGGUGUUGUUGUACGCAAUUCCGAGGGAAAGUUCGUGGCAGCAUGCAUUGGAAGACUGCAUUGCGCUGAUGAUCCGUAUAUGGCGAAAACUAUGGCGGUUAAGGAGGCGCUCACUUGGAUGAAGACACAUAGUUUCAAUAACAUUAUUCUUGAAUCAGACUUAAAGCAAUGUCAUAAGAUUGCUAGUGACAUCGGGAACGUUUCAGUUCGCCAUGUCAACAGGUUGCCUCAUUAA
This is a messenger RNA of Ipomoea nil (Japanese morning glory), 387 nucleotides long. RefSeq lists its product as uncharacterized. The coding region runs from base 1 to 387 and encodes 128 amino acids. The transcript is spliced from 3 exons. Gene Ontology annotation, molecular function: nucleic acid binding; RNA-DNA hybrid ribonuclease activity. NCBI's taxonomy places the organism in Eukaryota, Viridiplantae, Streptophyta, Magnoliopsida, Solanales, Convolvulaceae. The record is from RefSeq and is a predicted model, not a curated record.